Ambispora gerdemannii is the source of this 276-nucleotide messenger RNA. The record is from the annotation of a GenBank genome assembly. Lineage: Eukaryota; Fungi; Glomeromycota; Glomeromycetes; Archaeosporales; Ambisporaceae.
AUGAAUUAUCAAACAUUUGAUCAAGUAAAGAAACCAACAGUUGUCAUUUUAAAGGAACCAGAAGACGACGACUCGAUAAACAUAAUCGCUGAGCAAAUUCCUCAUAUUAAAACAUCAAAAUCACGAUCACGUCCUGGAAGUCGUCAAGAUACAUUUCGAGCCAUUCUUAAUGACAUUAUUUGGAUUAUUUCACUCACAAAUACUUCUCCAACAUUACCUUCAUGGUCUAGAAACUCAGAAACUCAUGAUACAGCUGGAAGUGUUGGCUCGGACUGA